Messenger RNA from Olea europaea var. sylvestris, 656 nucleotides. Its product is annotated as transcription initiation factor TFIID subunit 11-like. Gene Ontology annotation, molecular function: protein heterodimerization activity; transcription coactivator activity. Lineage: Eukaryota; Viridiplantae; Streptophyta; Magnoliopsida; Lamiales; Oleaceae. Gene Ontology annotation, biological process: transcription initiation at RNA polymerase II promoter; RNA polymerase II preinitiation complex assembly. Bases 172 to 654 code for a protein of 160 amino acids. Gene Ontology annotation, cellular component: transcription factor TFIID complex; nucleus. The transcript is spliced from 3 exons. The record is from RefSeq and is a predicted model, not a curated record.
CUCUAGUGUACUUUUCCCAAGGCGGUUUCAAUAUUAUGACCCAACAGUAAAACCUCCCUAUUGCCACUCAAACAGCCGUCGGGAAACUUGAGACUCGAGAGACCCACUGCUCCGGCGAAUCCAACAGCUACUGGGGGAUUUUUUAAACGGCUGUAGGGUACAGAUUUCCAAAUGAAGAAAUCCAAGGAUCCUUUUGAAAUUGCAUUUGUGGAGCAAGAUGAAUCACCCCCUGAAUCACCCACUAGCCCUGAUGAGACUGAGGCGCAAACUCCAGGUGGCCUAACUCUGGGUGGUGGUGGUGAUGAUGACAUCAGUAAUGAUCUUCGUCAUACAGACCCUUCAACAUCUGCACCUGCUUCAAACCCCAUUGGGACUACUGGCCCUACUGGAAAGUCCAAAGAAGAAGAUGAGGAAGAAGAAGAAGAGAACAUGGAUGUUGAGCUGGGCAAGUUCCCUUCUAGUGGCGAUCCCGAUAAAACAGCCAUUAUGCAGAAUAUUCUUUCUCAAUUUACGGAGAAGCAGAUGAGUAGAUAUGAAUCAUUUCGUAGAUCUGGAUUUCAGAAAUCAAACAUGAAACGGGUAGGCAUCACCUCAUUCUUGUGCUCUAUGCUCAGCGGUCCCCCCGUUCCUCGUUCUCCGGCUUGUAUUGCAUGAAG